This is a messenger RNA of Rangifer tarandus platyrhynchus (Svalbard reindeer), 309 nucleotides long. The record is from the annotation of a GenBank genome assembly. NCBI's taxonomy places the organism in Eukaryota, Metazoa, Chordata, Mammalia, Artiodactyla, Cervidae.
AUGGUGCACAUGGGAUGGUCCAACCACAGGGAAGAAGAAUGUGACAAAUCUAAAUGUGUGGCACAAUGUGUGACUCAGAUUCCAAAACUUCAUGCUGCCUACGCCAAUACAAGGGAGGUCAUUAUGGAACUUUCACAUGGAUCUUCUAAGGACCUUCACUUUCUUAACAUCACAACUGGGAUAAUUAUAAGCAGCUAUGGCUAUGGAGGACAAAGCAUUUCAAAGCGCCCCUUCAAGAAUGGACAUAAAGGAAGUGACAGCAAAAUGGUGGAAGGAAAAUGCCUAGCUCUCAUACUCCCAAAGAAAUAA